Molecule: messenger RNA, 6630 nt
Organism: Porites lobata
Lineage: Eukaryota; Metazoa; Cnidaria; Anthozoa; Scleractinia; Poritidae
Source: the annotation of a GenBank genome assembly
AUGGCGACUGUGUGGAGAAAGCUACUUGUCAACAAACCAGGAGUACGUUUAGACCUCACUUUACAAAGUGGACAGUCAUUCAGAUGGAAAGAAACAGCACCUGGCGAGUGGACCAGUGUUAUCUGCGGCUUCGUUUGGAUUCUAAAACAGUUAGAACAAGGUGAAAUUUUGUACCGUGUUUAUAAGUCGUCAAACGGACCACACUCAUCACGCGGAAAACGGGUCUUAGAAGAAGUUCAGAUCUCUUCGGAAAGUGAAAAGGAUAAGGGAUCGAAACUUUACGAGUCUAUUUUGAGAGAUUACUUUCAAGUGGACGACGUAGAUGUAGAGAUCCUUUUUGACCAGUGGAAAACAAGUGACCCACACUUUGCUAAAGUUUCAGACGGAUUCCGAGGCGUCAGGGUUUUAAGGCAAGAUCCGGUGGAAAAUUUAUUUUCUUUUAUUUGCUCAUCAAACAACAAUAUCCCACGGAUUAGUGGAAUGGUUGAAAAGCUGUGCCAGGCGUAUGGCCAGAAAUUGGGAGAAUUGCAUGGAGUGACAUAUUAUACUUUUCCUUGUUUAAAAGCUUUGACUGGUGCCAAAGUUGAAGAAAAUUUACGAAAAAUGGGCUUUGGAUAUCGAGCAAAGUUUAUUAGUCAAAGUGCUUGUUUUAUUCUUAAACAUCAUGAUAGUGGCUGGUUGGAAAAAUUAAGAAGUGUCUCUUAUGAAGAGGCCCAUGCAGGUAAGUCAUACCUAAUACAGCACACAUUAAUAUUGUGCUCCAAUCUUUCUAGAGGAGUCACAUCAAUCUCUUCCUAAUUUUUUAGGAGGAUUCUUUAGCAGUGUUGACUGCAAGGGAGGAGGGGUUUACAGUCGAGUUACCCGAAAGUCAUCUCGUUUAAAGUUAUGACGCCCAAAAUCCAAACAUUUAUAAUGCGGUACAAAGUCCUAACACCUUUCACACUUUUUUGUCUCACCAAAAUCUUAAAGAACAAGUUGUAUCACGCAUUUAUCAUGCCUGUUUCAUUUCAUCAAGGCUUAAAGAACAAGAUAUGUUACUCAUCUAUCCAUGUGCUUGUUUCGUGUCAUCAUCACUUAAAGAACAAGAUAUGAUAACAUUUAUCCCACCUGUUUCAUCUCAUUAAUCGCGAAGAACAAGAUCAUGCUCCUUUGAACAAGAUAUAUUCAACAUACACUCUUUACUAAACUUUUGGGUGACAUAACUCAGCAUUUUGGGCAAGCUUAAGUAAAAUUUUAAGCCACAUAGCUCUCUCUGGUUUUGGGUGAGAUACCUUUGGGCGAGAUGACUUUUAGGCGACUUGACCUGUUACCAGGAGAAGGAUAUGUACAAGGAGAGAGGAAAUGCCUGCCUUGAAGACCUACAAAAAUCAUCCCCCCUACCAGUUUUCCUACCCUGUUUUGCAGGUGCUUUUAAUUUGGGGGGAUAUGCAAGCAUUAACAUUUUACUUUGGUUGUGGCAUGAGUCACAGGAGGCUGGAAAGGAUGCAGUGGAGACAUGCCUAACAUUGCAAAUGCUGCCACUUAUCUCAAUUUCUUGUGUAUUCUUGUUGCAUCCCACUCUCACUAUUUUAGUUAUUACUUUUCUUGGGCAGCUUUAUUUUUGUCUCUUUUGCUUUGCGACUGGAUCUGAAAAGUCCUUUUAACCAUAAGCUUUUACUCUGACUCAAAAUUUCCUUAACACAAACAAAGAAGGUCAUUUUCUUGAGCCAGAAUAAAUUAUGCUUUUGGAAGAAUAUAUUUUUGCUUGCUGCUAAGUCCUUACAAGACAUAUGUUACUAAGAUGAACACAGAUAUUUCUUUCCAACAGCAAAAAUUAAUCGAAAUAUGUGAAGCCAUUCAUAAUUCUAUUUUCACUGAAUUCUUUUGUCACGCUUAAAGUUUACUGGGCAGGCAUUCAUCAAACUGUUAUAUAAUAAAACAGCAAUCAGAUACACACCAAAUAUGUGCAGGCAUAUAUUCUUCUCCGUUCACCCUAUCCCCAACUUCAUCCUUUUAUGUUAUGUUCACCAACUCAACUACACUACCCACUCUUCUCAGUCUUCCACUGCUUUCAAAAUCAAAGAUGUUGACUGUAUGAAGGAAAAUUUGCAGCAAAUACUGAGGGCUCUUUUCCAAAAACAUGUGCCCACCUUUGAAGCUCAAAUUUCCUCCUCAGGUCUAGUUCUUUAAUUGGCUGGUCCAGUGUAUCUGUGAGGGUAUUUGGGACUGGAUUAUGGUAAAAUCCCAUAACAGUCCAGUCGACUGAAAUGUGCAGAUACCAAAAAAAUACCAGAGAUAAACUCGGUUGGAGACAUAAAAAGAAAAUAAGCCUUGAAUGGGUCAGUCGUCAGUAACUUUUCUUUGUUUUUUAGCUCUUUGUGAGCUGCCAGGUGUUGGAGCUAAGGUCGCUGACUGUGUGUGCCUAAUGUCACUUGACAAGACUGAAGCAGUGCCAGUAGACACACAUGUCUGGCAACUGACUACUAAACAUUACAUGCCACAUCUACAGAAAACCAAGUCACUCACUACAAAGAUGUGUAAAGAAAUAGGUGAGGUCAAUUUCUGACUUUUAGGCAAGUUUCAAGUAUUGCACUAUUUACAAUGUAAGGCCUUCACUGCAUGAUUUUGAAUAAUUACUUUUUAUUUAUUUACUUUUUUUGUCACAAUGGUCAUCAAUAGUGGAGAAGGUAUUAAACCUAUGUUUAAGCCCCAUUUAAACAGAUGCAAAUUUAUUGUUAAAUGUUACAUGUUGAUGGUGUUGUUGUGCAAAGUUUGAAACCAGUCAAAGUUUGAGCCAACAACUCCCAACGUUUCUUUUGUUCCGUGAUCGCCGAAGUGUAGUGCAACAAUGUUGGAUCCAUUUCUAUAGCUCUUCCAACAUUCUUGGGGCCAUGCACGCGCAUUUCACAGGAUUUACAAAGUCUUCUGUGUUGUAUCCUUCCCAUAAUGCCCGGCAGGUCACACGUAGCUUAAGGUGCAGGCAAUGUGGUGAUAAGUGUACAUGUAUGACACAAGGAGCAUGAAGAGGGGAAUAUGACAAGGAACAUAUCAUGUGAUCUAUUAUUUUGAGCCCUUUCUUUUCAUAUGCUGUGUGUUCUAGGCACCUCUUUCUAUUUUUUUUUGUUUAGUACACCUGAUAAGUGUACUUGGAAUUUAGUGAGAUCUUUGUUAGUUUAUUGAAUUCAACGGAUUUUGUGUAUACUGUAUUCUGAUGUCUUUACUUACUACUCCCGUAAGUUAAAGGGACACAGUCAGCUGAUGCAUAUGCACGUUAGAUACCAUUUCUUAGCUGAUUUGCAUGUCACAAUAAGCGCGUGAAACAGAAAGUGAGAAGUGUAUCCGGAAUACUCUAAACGAACCUUGAAGAGUUGAACUAUUUACAAGCUGAAAUCAUGAUUAUAGACCCUAAGCCAUAUCAGAACACUCAUUUUUAUAUACCAUUGAGAAUUCACCAUGGGUUUAUCCAGGGAAAGCCAAGUAUCGACAAAUACUGCGGAAUUCGAAUAUCAGUACUAAGAGGUCUGAAUCAUUGUCGAAGGUUCAAGGUCGAGAAAGCUUGAUUUUCCAAAUACAUGUAACCCUUUACAUCGAUAUUCCAAAUAUAUAAAAAGAUAAUUUGCUCACCGUUUUUUCUUCAUUUCUCUUGUUAUUUUGGUAAAUGAAUGUGAUUUCUCCCGCCCAGCGCUUACGUGUUUCUCACCCCCUCUGUUCAUGUUCCUUUGGAUACUGUUUUUAACCAAAUAUGAUGAAAUAAUGUAAUAGGACGAGUAAACGUUUGCCCAAAAAGAAUCUCUCAGUAAAAGAUCGAGGAUCGAAUGAAACACUAGGCAAGAUUGAAGCGGAUUUCUAGAUGUAUCUGAUGCGUACAUUUGAUUUCGGGUUGAAGUAAAUGCUUUUCAAACUGCCAAAAGCAGUGUCCAGGUUAGUGCGGUCUUACAGCUGUGUCUCUUUAAUCAUGAAGAGGGCCUGUUUUUUCCCCGUAAGUCACUGCAUGUUUUUAUUUAUCAGUUGUCUUUGUUGUCUUCUGUGCUCUGUGUUUACAGUGAAACAUAUUUCUUAAAUAACGUUAUUCCGUAUGAAAGCACUAAUUGAUAGAGGUAAAACAUGACUGACAAAGCCGAAUAAAGUCAUUCAUGCAUACCGAUGAAAAUGAAACAUGGCCAUACUUAAUAUAAGCGUACCAACCAUAACACAGCGGAAUAGAACAUAGCUGUACUAUGGAUACUAACGCACUAAGACCGAAUAGAAUGCCAAAAAACAUAGAACACAGCUGUACUAACUGUACUAACAUACAAAGCACAUGGCCGUACUAAGACCGAAUAACAUACCAACAUACAUAGAACAUGGCCGCACUAAGGGAAGCAAUGUACCAAGACCAAGUAAAAUACCAACACACAUAGAACAUGGUCAUACUAAGGGUAGCACAAACUAAGAUUGAAUAAAAUACCAACAUACACAGAGCAUGGCUGUACUAAGCGUACUAACGUAUUAAGACCAAAAAACAUACCAACAUUCAUAGAGCAUGGCUGUACUAAUCGUACCAAUCUUCUAAGACUGAAUAAAAUACCAUCAUACAUAGAAUACAGCCUUACUAACAUCAACAUACUAUGGGCCAAACUGCACUAAACUGCUUCAAUCUGAACCAUCUUGCACCAAACUGCACCAGCUAUGCCCCAAUCUGCACUAAGUUGUACCAAACUGCACCAAUUUGCCCCAACAUGGCCCAAACUGCUCCAAACUACAGCAAGUUGUACCAAUCUGCUCCAGACUGUACCAGACUGCACCAAUAUACAUCAAGGUGCACCAACAUGCCGCAAUCUGCAUCAAGUUGCUCCAAACUGCACCAACAUGAACGAAGCUGCACCAGUCUUCACCAAGUUGCACCAAACGUUACCAAUCUGAAGCAAUCUGCACCAGACUGCACCAAUGUGCACCAGUUUGCCCCAAGUUGCACCAAACUGCACCAAUCUGCCCCAACAUAGCGCAAACUGCACCAAUUGGCACCAAACUGCACCAUUGUGCACUAAUUUGCACCAAACUGCACCAAUAUACACCAAGGUGCACCAACAUGUACCAAUCUGCAUCAAGUUGCUCCAACGUGAACCAAGCUGCAUCAGUCUGCCUCAACAUGGCCAAAAGGUCUCCUAACUGGAUCAAGUAGCACCAAACUGUACCAAUCUGCACCAAGUUGCACCAAACUGCACAAACAUGGACCAAACUGCACCAAUGUGCAGCAAACUGUACCAAUCUGCACCAAACUACAUCAAUCUGCACCAGCAUAGAUGAAACUACUUCAAUCUGCACCAAGUUUUACCAAACUGCCCCAAUGUACACUGAGUUGCAUGAAACAUGCACCAAUCUGCAACAAGUUGCACCAACUGCACCAACUGCACCAACAUGCUCCAAACUGCACCAAUCUGCACCAUAAUUUUCAAGUUUAUUACAAAGUGCGAGAGGUGUUAUUAAAAAGUGCGACAGUUUUAUUACAAAAUGUAAUAGGUAUUACAAAGUGCCACAGAACACUGGAUUGUUAGCGCGGCCAUAUGUUUGCAACGUAUGUUAGCAUUUUCCAGCCUUUAAAACAUAUCGAUGCACUAAAUACGGCCUAAAAAUAUUAAAAGUUGGCAUUUUAUGCAGCCUUUAUACGUUGGUACGCUUAAUAUGGCCAUGUUCUAUAUAUGUUGGUAUUUUAUUUGGUCUUUGUGCGUUAGUACACUUAAUGCGGCCAUGUUCUAUUUAUGUUGGUAUUUUAUUCGGUGUUAGUACAUUGGUACGCUUAGUACGGCCAUGCUCUAUGUCUAUCAUCAUUUUUUUGGUCUUAUUACGUUAGUACGCUUAGUACGAUGAUGUCACAAGUGGUACAAGGGUCAUGAAUCAGCAUGGGUAGUUGUGGCUAGUAGGCAGUUCAGUGGUUAUUGUAACUAGCCUCUUUUCAUUGCAAAUGGCUUGUGCCUAAGUAAACUUAUAAUCUGUAAAGGUGUGAUAGUGAUACCAGUUUCAGUUUUCAAACACUUAGUUACAUUUCAUAAUGCUUUGUAAAGGGCUGAUUACAUGAGCCAGGAAGGCCCAGUCUGAGGGGCUGGCUUGCUAUGUCACUUUACGCCAUCUUGAUACCUUGGGAUCCCAGCUAACGUGGCUGGCUCAGUUGCCAUGUAAUCGUCUUUGUUGCAUUUAAUUAACAUGCUGCAAUCUUGACAAAGUGAGCAAGCCUGACUCAUGUAAUCUGGAGCCCCUAGACUAACAGCCUAAUAGUAAGGUAUUAACUUUGAACAGUGGAAGUAACAACCUUAGUUUUCAAGUGUUUUGCUUAGCUUUUGGGAAUUUCUCUUGUUGGACCAUAGUGAAUCCACCGCAAAGGACAGGUCACAGUGGUGUACAAUAAUAGACAGCUGUAUUUGCAGGCUAUUAGCUGAUGGCUUGUGCAUUUUUCCUGUGUCUUGAUGUCUUAUCUAAAAUAGUUGUGGUACAUUCUAGUCAAUUAGAAAUACAUGUGUUCUAGGGUUUUGUCAUUUUAAUAAUUUCCAAGUUAUUAAUUAUUAUUUGAUACAGUACAUGCAGUUUGCAGCUCCUAAUGGACUUUUUUUAUCAUUAGGGGAUCACUAUCGUUUUCUGUUUGGAAAGUAUGCAGGAUGGGCACAGUCGGUAAUCUUU